GCAAUAACAAACUUGACCAAGUGGUAUGCAGCUUUUGGGGUGUCGGGAAGUGGUUGGGGGCAGGGCUGGAACCUAGUGGGAAUAAGGCUUCCCAUAACGCCCUGGGAUCCUCAAUCCCAACAUCUCAAGUUCCUUAAUGUCCCAUCCAGCUUUCUGUCCACUUCUAACGAAGCUGUGUAUAAGAUUUUCGAUGACGCCUCCUGUCCACUUGUUGGGAAAACCUGUAACCCUCAGAACUUCCCCUCCUUGAAUGAGUCGCGUCUCUGUCCCAAUGGGCGCUGCCAGUUCGCCUUCUAUGGUGGUGAGUCCGGCUAUCACCGUGCUCUGCUGGGGCUGCAGAUCUUCAAUGCCUUCAUGUUCUUCUGGCUGGCCAACUUUGUGCUAGCGCUGGGUCAGGUCACCCUGGCAGGGGCCUUUGCCUCCUACUACUGGGCCCUGCGGAAGCCAGAUGACAUGCCUGCCUUCCCGCUCUUUUCUGCCUUUGGCCGGGCGCUCAGGUAUCACACGGGAUCGCUGGCGUUUGGUGCCCUCAUUCUGGCCAUUGUGCAGAUCAUCCGAGUGCUGCUUGAGUAUUUGGAUCAACGCCUGAAAG
This is a messenger RNA of Dipodomys ordii (Ord's kangaroo rat), 592 nucleotides long. Its product is annotated as choline transporter-like protein 2. Gene Ontology annotation, molecular function: choline transmembrane transporter activity. The transcript has 3 exons. Gene Ontology annotation, cellular component: membrane. Lineage: Eukaryota; Metazoa; Chordata; Mammalia; Rodentia; Heteromyidae. The annotation marks the transcript as partial. The record is from RefSeq and is a predicted model, not a curated record. Gene Ontology annotation, biological process: transmembrane transport; choline transport.